Messenger RNA from Toxorhynchites rutilus septentrionalis, 1069 nucleotides. RefSeq names its product hepatic triacylglycerol lipase-like. NCBI's taxonomy places the organism in Eukaryota, Metazoa, Arthropoda, Insecta, Diptera, Culicidae. The coding region runs from base 38 to 988 and encodes 316 amino acids. Gene Ontology annotation, molecular function: lipase activity. The transcript has 4 exons. The record is from RefSeq and is a predicted model, not a curated record.
UCUUCUUGUUAUCGGUUUAACCGUUCAGUUCACAGCUAUGUUGAAGUUUUCGAGAAAAAACCAUCGAUUGUUCGAAAUUGUUCUGGCCGUAGUUUGCACUGUGGUCGUGGUGUGUGAAAUGGUGGACGCAGCUGAUCGCAUCACCGGGACGGUUUUCUUCUCUGUGUUUCAGAGUGACCAAAAUCGGUGGAUCCCGUUGACCGACAACGAUGCAGAUUUUGUGCAUAACAAUUGCGAUCCGAAAGGGGACUUCGCGAUUAUAGUGCACGGGUGGCGCGAAGGAUAUUUAUCCGAGUGGGUGAACGAUGUGGCCUCUAAUUUUAGUACAUAUCGCGGUGGGUGCGUUAUGCUUAUGAGCUACGGAAACGACAGCAGAAUCAUUGAUUACUUCAGUGAACUUAUGCCGCACUUCAAUUCGCUGGCGGAAGCUCUAGCCAAUCAUCUACGAAGACUGGAGAGGGUUGGCUUCGAUCCUGGCCAUGGACAUAUGUUUGGUUUUAGUUUUGGUUCGCAUUUGGCACUAGAAGCCGGUCGACGGUUCGGAUUUCAGAAACUUGACAGGAUAGACACCUGUGACAAUGCUGGACCGGGAUUUGAUAGUGACACCAGAUAUUCGCUGCUGGACCCAAAGCUAGCUGCAAAGAAGGUACAGUGUAUUCACACGAGCGCCAACUAUGGGUCCAGACGUCGAGAUUGUCACAUCAACUGGAAUAUGGGCGUAUGCGGGAGGGAUCAGCCUGCCGCAGGACCGUUUCCAAAAGGAUCGCACGGUUUGUGUCCGUAUUUUUACAGCAGCGCGUUCACGCAUAACUUUAAUCCGAUACCCAAGCCGAAAUCGUGCAGUUCACACAAAUAUGCCCACAGCUGGCCACGGGGUCUGAGAAUGGGUUAUUUUUGUGAUAUGAACAGUGAAUUGUUUGGAGAGCUGUUUUCGCCAACGACAAAGUCAUUCCCGUACAACGACGACACCAUAUUGAACGAGGUGUAGUUGGGAAUAUUGAAAUAUAUUUUUCUAAUCUAUGAUGAAUAAAAUAAAUAAAAUUUAUUUUUAUACGUCUGCUUAAAAAAA